Molecule: messenger RNA, 534 nt
Organism: Thlaspi arvense
Lineage: Eukaryota; Viridiplantae; Streptophyta; Magnoliopsida; Brassicales; Brassicaceae
Source: the annotation of a GenBank genome assembly
AUGGCAAGAGGUAACACUGGGACGAGGCGCAUAAGGCCGAACAUACUGAUUACGGGGACUCCAGGUACCGGUAAAUCCACGACGGCUGCUGCUCUGGCCGAGGCGACGAAUUUCCGUCAUAUCUGCGUCGGAGAUCUCGUCAAAGAGAAAAACUUGCACGAUGGCUGGGACGAUAAGUUCGAGUCUUACAUCCUCAACGAAGACCUGGUGUGUGAUGAGCUUGAAGAUGUAAUGGUAGCAGGAGGAAACAUUGUGGACUACCACGGCUGCGACUUUUUCCCCGAGCGAUGGUUUGAUGGUGUUGUGGUGCUUCAGACUGAGAACUCCAUCUUGUAUGACCGUUUAACUAAGAGGGGUUAUUCCGGAACCAAGCUUAGUAACAACCUUGAGUGCGAAAUCUUCGGAAUCCUGCUCGAAGAAGCCAAAGAGAGUUACAAAGAGCAUAUUGUCACCUCGCUUCAAAGCGACACAAUCGAAGAUAUCUCUACCAAUGUCGCAAGGUUGACGGAAUGGAUUGGAGCAUGGCGGUCCUGA